Messenger RNA from Achroia grisella, 4235 nucleotides. RefSeq lists its product as uncharacterized. The transcript has 3 exons. Bases 249 to 3824 code for a protein of 1191 amino acids. Lineage: Eukaryota; Metazoa; Arthropoda; Insecta; Lepidoptera; Pyralidae. The record is from RefSeq and is a predicted model, not a curated record.
CUAACCUGCAUUGUAUUUGCUUCGGGUAGUCAUAAUUAUUUUUGUACUGUUUAUGUAUUUAGUUUGAAAUAAUUAUUGAGUUUCGAUUAGUUGGUUAAUACUGAAAAGCACAUAUUGAUUAUACUAGAGAAACGCGCUUAUAGAAAAAUAUAUCUAAACUAAAAAUUUUAGCCUACUAUAAAUAAUAUUUUUAUUAAUACAAAGAAGAAUUAAAGAAUUUUAAAUUCAAUAUAUUGGAACCCAUAAAAAUGGCGAUAAUACCAAUACAAAUGAUACAUGGUGAGAAUCUAGGAAAAAGACAUAAGCGCCUUAAUACUUUAGUGAACGAGGCUUUCGCAAACAAUAUUCCCUUUGAAUCUCUCAAAGGUAUUCAGGAGUCUUCUCCAGUUGAUAGACUAUUUAAAAUAGAUCUUGCUGCGAAAUACCGUAACGAAGAUUAUAUAUUCGAGAUGUUAAAAGAUGAUGACUUGCUUUAUGUUAGUAGAGCUCUGAAAUGCAAUUGGCUUGUGCAAGAUUCUAAAUAUUCAAGUAUAAUAAACCCGAUCUACUUAGAAAAUGAAUUAUUUCCUGAAAUGCUAACUACAUCUGUUAAUAAAAUGAAACAUUGGAUAUCACUAAAUUUAAAAGACCAAAUCAGAUGUCAGGAAUUUUAUCAGUUCUAUAAAGAAAAAGAUGAAAGAUUUGCUUUGAAGCUCCUUUCCAAAUGUUCACCUGAUUUUUUCUUAAAGGAAAUGGCUACGAUCCCUAUACAAAAAAUAACACCACACUUCUUAAAGUUGCUUUGCGAACAUUGGCCCAAAACUGCAGAAAUUCAUUUAAAAAAAGUAAUCGAAACCAUGACAAAUACAAAAAGAGGUUAUAGGCAAUCGACGAAUACAAAUGGUUUCCUAAAUUGUUUGCAAUUUCUUCUGAAAACCGAUCCAGACACAUAUUUCUACUUAAUCGAGAACAUUUAUGAUCAAAAAUUCAAGCGGCUGAAUAAAGACGCUACAAAAUAUAUUAUGAGAAACCACAGAGGUAGAUUUGACUCUAAACCUGAAUUGUACACAGCACGUUUACUGAAUACAACAGCGUUAGCAAAAUUUUUGAAUAAUGAGGAAAUAAAAGAGCUCGUUAUAAAAUGUGCAAGAGCAGAAUAUUUAGGUUAUGACUGGUUCUCAUACAAGUUUGCGAAGCCUUUAGUGAAGUUUAUGAAACAAGCUGAGAAAUCGUCUUUCUGUAAACAAAUAUUCAAUGAAAAAUCUUUUGGAGAAAGCAUUACAGAGCCUCCUUACUAUAUACCUUCUAUGCCCCAAAGUAGAGAACCUACCGAAGAUUUAGGUUCUGAUGUAUCUGAGAGAAAUUACGAUCAAUAUAAUCUUCUGUAUGGCAAGUUGUACAGAACGGAAUAUUGCACGAUGUCAAAGAGAUGUGGCAUCAGGUUGCGUACAUUACUUGACCAAUUAUUCAAUCAGUAUAGAUUUUGUUAUUUCGACGAGACUUUCGCAGAAUUGAGUUCACGUAUUCCAAGAGAAAGUGUACUUGAAAAUCGUCAAUACAUGUUAUUGGUACUUGUUAGCAAGACUGGUGGACGAAAAGAGCAUUUGGAAAAGUUACUCCAUUUGUUAGUUACGAAACACAGUAAUGAGCCUGUUUCAUUACGAGCUGCUAUCGUACGUAGUCUAGCGAAGCGCGCUUGUGUGUGGCGUUUAGAAAGUAGCAAUUGGGAUAUAUUGUUAAAAUUUGGCCAUGAUCUAGGACUCGAUGGUAAUCCACCAUCAAUUAUAUGUCGUGAAGGUUUACAUGCUGCUGUGCUCCAUCAUAUUCUUCAAUCUCAAAGUUGCCCUCUUCCAGUAUUAUUAUCAUUUCUUAAAGAAUUUUCUUCUCUUAAUGAAUAUACAUUAAACAAAGAAGAAAAAGUACUUGUACUCAAAUGUUUGCCUAAAUUGUUAUUAAAUGUUGUAGAAACGGAAACUGAUAAGGCGACGGAAUGUCUUAAUCAUAUUCUAGAUUUUUUGACGGCCUUCCGGUUUCCCAUAAGAGAUUGUCCUGGGAUUGUAUCAUCUAUUGCUUCUACAUAUAGACGCGAUCCAUCAGGCUCAAGUGAUUUGCUGAAACGCUUAUAUCAGGCCAGAGUAGCACGCAAGGAACUCUACAAAGAAAAUUUUGAAGUAAUCCAAACUGAUAGAUCUUAUCUUAAUGCUUUACGACAUGAUGUUCUGAUAUUAUCUGGAGACCAUUUUGAAAAGUUUCUUACAGCCAAGAAACCACUGUGUCCUGAACAUUUCUUACGAAAAUUAACUAUAUACUUCAGUAAUGAGAAUGAGAUUAUUAAUCACUAUCAGAAGUUUCUCAUGCAUGUAUUAGAAACUAAACCACAUGUUAAAUUGGCACGCAUUGCAGCAUUACUUGGCAACAUAGGUAGUACACCAAUAUGGCCAAUAUCAAUUACUACAUCCUCAAAAACACAAAAGCAGGUAGCAAAUGCCUUAGGCCAUGUAACUCAUUUGAUUAGACCAUAUCUUAUCAAAGAAACUGCAAAGGGGGAUAAUUUAGUCACCGUAGCAAACUGGAUUCAUACAUGCAGUGAGAAUUCACUACGUAAAAACAUACCGAAACUUCUGUUGGAGCCACGGCACGCGAGGCUAGUACUUGCGUUACGAACACCAGGAUGGCCAGGACUUAUUAGCCAAACAAUGUUAGAAGCCACUAAAAGUCAACCCACGAAAAGUCUUCGUGUAACGAUCCGCGUAUUGAAACAACACGGUGACCAUUUCAACAAACAGGACUGGGAUACUUUCAAUUCUGUGUUAAUGACAAUUGAUUUGAAGAAUAAAAAACAAUAUCUAUAUAGUGAAUUAUCUGAACUGAAUGCUAUAUCAAACAGUUGUAGAUUAGAUUAUUCAAUAAUUAUGUAUGAAGUGCUAGAAAAAAUAGGGUUAGGUUCAGAGAAGGGACCUUCUUUCAUUAGCGUUCUUUCAUUGUUGACGUACAUAUAUGAUUACAUUGACAAAGUAAAUGUGGAAUACAUAAGGAGAAUUGCAAGACAGUUCUUAGAUAAUUAUUAUACAACUGAUAAAAUAGGAAGUGAUGACUUUAAAUAUUCAUUAUACGCAUCGAUUUUUGUGCAAAUUAUUGCCAGAUUCCUAUUGCUAAAUGUAACUGAGUUACAGCAAAAAGAGAGUUAUACAGAUAUCGGAUAUCCUUUCUUAAAAAAAACUUUACAAGCUUUCAACGCGUCGAAGGAAAAAAAUAAAGUAUUAAAAAUUCUAAUGUUAUUUGUAUACAGUUUAAAAUAUACAAAAUCGUUUUUAGAUCCUAAAUCUUGUUUAUAUGCAUUAAAACCUAUUGAAAAUUUCUUUAAAGAAUCUAUACCAAUGGAAAAGAGUUUUGGAGUAAACUGUCAGUUGAGAUUCACUAUUUUGUAUGGUGAUACGUUAAAAAAAUGUGUAAUAGAAAAACCAGAUUAUUUCCAAGGUGGAAAAUUCAAAAAUAUUGAGUCCGUUCAGUACGCAGCGGUUUCGUUUGGUAAAACAGUUGCAAUAGAUAUAGAAGAGUUAGUUGUUCAAUAUUUUCAAUCUGUUAGAAAUAUGUAUAACAAAGUAUUGAUAAGUUUCUUGAAAGAGAAAAUAGUGCGGCCCAUUCCAGAAAAGUAUUUCAUACCGUCUUUUAUAAAUGGAUUGGUACACGAUAGAAGUAAAAUAAAUGGGGUAUUAGCUGGAGUCUUUAUUUAUCACAACUUCUGUUUUGAAAAAGAAGUUAAAGAAAAAUUAAAGGAAGAAAUUCAAAGUAUCGCAAACUGUUCGGACGAAGUCAAAUAUUUCUUAAAUUUUAAAUCCAACUAGGAUAAAUAUUAUUAAAUGAUACUAAGGAUCAUCCCACAGCCAUUGAAUUGUCGCAGUUCUUCUUCUCUUCUGUAUCACAUGUACAUAUAAGUGUAUUAAAGGAGAACUAUGAGAAUUUGCAAACUGAACGGUCGAUCCAUUAACACUGCUAAACACCUACUUUUAAUCAAGUGCAUACUUCUUAUGAAUUAGUAGUAUUUUCAUACUUUUCUCGCUUCACUAAUAUUUAAUAUGUGCUCUUAACAUAUAAAUACAUUAAAUAUAGUAGUAUAAGUAUUAAUUAAAACUAAUAGGCAUAUUACAUGUACUUGAAAUAGCAAUAUUUGUUUUAAACAAAUAGCAUUAUUCGGUAUAACCGUAAUAGUUAUUUUUGCAAUAUACCUAUAUAAAUGUUUAAAAAAUAAGUUAAUA